GAAUCGCUCUCCAUGAAGCUGCGAUUUCGCGAGGAUACCACUUUCACGACGUUACGACCUAUUGACGAAUAUUUUGCAAACUUCACUCUCUUUCUUGUCUUCCUGAACUGCUAGAGCCUCGUCUGCUCGGUCUAGAUUGGCUCAAUAUUAUCUGCGACAGCACAGAGACUCGUCGAUUCGCCUCCGCUCUCACAAGUCAAAGUUCACUGCAUCUGCAAGUUCGACCACAAAUCCUGCAAAGUCCAUACUUUAGAAGAGACCUACAUUAGACCUUUGUUUGUUCGCAAUGCCUGAGACGACAAAGGUAGUGCCCCUCACCUGCCAUGGUCACUCCAGACCUGUCCCCCACAUCCACUUCUCGUCUCUCUUGGACGAAAACCAAUACUAUAUUAUAUCAGCAUGCAAGGACAAUAAUCCCAUGCUUCGAGAUGGUAUAACAGGUGACUGGAUUGGCACCUUCCUGGGUCACAAGGGUGCAGUCUGGCAAGCGCGGCUGUCUUCAAACGCCUCGUUGGCAGCCACAGCUUCAGCCGAUUUCUCUGCAAAAGUCUGGGACACCCAUACUGGCGAAGCGCUACACACCCUCGCCCACAACCACAUUGUCCGUGCGGUCGCGUUCCCCAAUCAACCUCACCCUCAGAUCCUUGCGACCGGUGGAAUGGAAAAAAAGCUGCGGAUAUACGACUUGUCACGCAGCGACGCGACCAGCUUUGAGAUUGGCGCUGGCGUUCAUACAGGGACCAUCAAGUCGAUAGUGUGGACGUCGGAUCCUAACGUCAUAAUUACAGCAUCGGAGGACAAGAAGAUCCGGUGGUGGGAUCUGCGACAGGAGUCGACGAUUGGAGAGCACGCUGUAGAGGGCACUGUGGGUUCAUGCGAGUUGGAUAACACCUCCUCGGAUGGCAUCUUGAGCGUAGCUGCUGGAAACAGCGCCUACUUUUUCAACAGUCAACUGCCGGGCUCGCUCAUCAAGAGCGUCAAGACACCAUACGAACUCGCCAGUGUAGCACUGCACAACGGAGAGAGGAAGUUUGUUACCGGCGGUAGCAAUCAGAAUGACACGUGGGUCAGAGUGUGGGACUUUGAUGAGGAGAAGGAGUUGGAGACGAACAAGGGACACCAUGGACCUAUUUGGUCGGCGAGCUUCUCCCCUGAUGGGAAGCUCUAUGCGACAGGCAGUGAGGAUGGAACAGUCAAGCUCUGGAAGUUUACAACGGGACCAUAUGGUCUGUGGCAGUAGAGAAUACGCUUUCUUUACGAGCUUGGGGCUGGUCGUUAUGUGUGUAUAUUGUCAAUGACGACAGUGUAGUCGGAAAGGCUCCCAGUUUAUACCAUUUGAAAAAAAAAAUAGUAAACUGCGAAUAAAGGCAGAAUCAACAAGUACAAAGCCA
Bipolaris maydis ATCC 48331 is the source of this 1391-nucleotide messenger RNA. RefSeq names its product WD40-repeat-containing domain protein. Gene Ontology annotation, biological process: spliceosomal snRNP assembly. Lineage: Eukaryota; Fungi; Ascomycota; Dothideomycetes; Pleosporales; Pleosporaceae. Gene Ontology annotation, molecular function: RNA binding; protein binding. Gene Ontology annotation, cellular component: SMN complex. The record is from RefSeq and is a predicted model, not a curated record.